Molecule: messenger RNA, 1107 nt
Organism: Dimorphilus gyrociliatus
Lineage: Eukaryota; Metazoa; Annelida; Polychaeta; Dinophilidae
Source: the annotation of a GenBank genome assembly
UAAAGUCCAUGUUUAGAUAUUCGUAGCAACCGUCGAAGACGAGAUGUCUAAUAGAAUCGUAAUUAAAUUCUUAAUAAUUUUAUCUCUAAAUCUAUUGAAGACUACUGACGGGAAAAGUCUCUAUCCGAGAGAAGAUGUUAAUGGUACUUCAGUGUUUCUAUGCGUUGAAAUUGCAUGUAAAAUUGGUUAUGAACCUAUUGCUUGUAAUAAGACUAGCUAUGGAGAUGGAUGUCGAAAGUGCGAAGAAAAUACAUUUUCACAUGUGCAAACAUAUAGAAAACGACGCAAUUAUAUUGAUAAUUCCAAUCCACGUUUAUGGGAUAUUCGCACUUGCAUGGAGAAGGAGCGCUGCAAUGACGAACUAGAAUGCAUAUGCGAGUAUGGAAGUAGAACAAGAGAUAACAAAUGUGGCUGUGAAUUAGAAGACUAUCAAUAUAAUUUAACAUCGAGUAGUUGCAAUAGAAGAUAUGGAAAGCAGCAGUUCAGAAGGAUUAAAUUUAAUAGAAAUGGUAAAUUGUGCUUCGAUUCGGGACAAUUAUGCAAAGAAAUGAGGAAGCAUCACCAUUCAGCUUGGAUAAAUAUUUUGAGCGUUACAACAGGUGUCUUAUGCGUCUUAUGUUUAAUAUUUGUAGUGUUUUUCUUCAUUCAAAGAAAAGAAUUAUACGAUAUGAUUAAGGAGUAUCAAUUUAAAAUUUUAAAUAAUACCGACAAAGAAUACGAACAGAAAGAAAAAUUUAUAGGAGGAAUACAACAUAAUAACGUUUAAGAGAAGUAGAAUCUAAGACUUUAUUGAAUGAAAACUGAUUCAACUGAUGACAAUUUGUUCUUGUAAUCUAUUCGUUUGUUUAUUUAUUUUUUGUUUAUUUGCCUAUUAUUUUACAAUACAGUAUAUAUUGCUUGGAUAAGCGUAUUCAAUAAAAUCUGAUCUCAGUCCAAAAACAUUCAAUUUUUAACUAUAGUUCUUCCUGGUUUUAAUGAUAUUUCUAUAUCGAAAAGAGAGAUAACAAUACAUUUUAUAAUAUUAUUUGUUUUUUCAUUUAUCUAAUCUAAUAGUAAUAAUAAUAAUUUGAAUCUAAACUGAAAAGGUUCCCAUUUCAAUUUAAUCUU